Molecule: messenger RNA, 1473 nt
Organism: Temnothorax curvispinosus
Lineage: Eukaryota; Metazoa; Arthropoda; Insecta; Hymenoptera; Formicidae
Product: golgin subfamily A member 6-like protein 22
Exons: 4
Source: RefSeq, a predicted model, not a curated record
AUGGAGGCGGAAAAAAUGCUGAAAGAGAUUUUAGCGAAAAUGGAUGAACAAGAGAGAGAAAGAAAGAAGGAUAAAGAAGAGAUAAUGAAAGAGAUACACGACCUGAGGGAGAAUUAUAAAAUGAGAGAAAUGCUUUGGGAAGAGCAAAAAGUGAGUUUAGAAAAUAGAAUAAAACAGUUAGAGAAGAAAGUAGAAAAAAUGGAGAAUAACGGAGAUAAAAAGUUGGAGAGCAGUGAACUAAUGAAAAAAAUGAAGGAGAUGGAAAGAAACUCUGAAUUAGCCGAAAGGAGAAGAAGGAAAAGUAAUAUAAUUAUAAAAGAAAUGAAAGUAGAAAAUGGAGGUGACAGAAAAGAGAAGAUGGAGAAAUUCCUUGAAGAAAAAAUUACCGAAAAAAAAGGUGGAAGUGGACGAAAUGCAGUGAAAAGGGAACACAGGAAAGGAAAGGCAAAAGGAGAGAUAAUAACAGCAGUCAACAAGAAUUUGAAACUUAUAGAGGUUAGGGAGAUUAGCGACGAAGUGGUAGAAAGCAGACUAGAGUAUAAUGGAAACAAAUGGAGAAUAAACACGUUGUACAGUCAAAAGAUGGAAGAUACGAUGGAAACACUAAGGGAAAAGGUACAAGAAGAGAAUGAAGAAUGGUUGCUUAGUAGAAGUAUCUUAAAUGCGAGGUUGGAGAAAGAGGUGGAGUCUAAGUUAAGGGAAGGGCAAUUCGGGUUUAGAAGAAACAGAGGAACGAUGGAUGCAGUAUACACGGUAAAUUAUGUAGCAAAUAAGGAGCUGAGUAAGAAAGGUGGAAAGAUUUUUGCAUUCUUUGUGGACCUUAAGGCAGCUUUCGAUAAAGCGGAUAGAAGAAAAUUGAAUAAAAUAAUGAGGAUGAUAGGAAUUGAAGAUAACUUGAGACGAAGAAUAAUGGAGACAUACAAAGAAACGAAAAACGUAGUGAAGAUAAGAGAUAAGAAUACAGAGGAAUUUUGGACAGAAAAGGGACUAAGACAAGGAUGCCCGUUGAGCUCGAAUUUAUUCAAUUUAUACAUCAUGGAUUUAGAGGAAAGAAUGGAAAAAGGGCAAGCAAGAGGCCUUGUGAUAGAGAAAGAAAAAUUCUGGACAAUUUCAUACGCAGAUGAUGUAGUGUUAAUGGCGACGAGAAGCGGAAUUGAAGGAAAUGAUGAGGAGGUUCAAGAGAUUUUAGAAUUGAGUAGAAGAACCCCGAAUUAUAUAAUAUCAGAAGAAGCCAGAAUAAAGGAGAUAAAAAUGAGAGCAAUAAGGAGAGCUGUGAGGUAUGAAAAGAAGGCGAGACAGUCAGAGAAGAAAAUAGUUCAAGCAUGUAUAAAGGAUCUAGAAAAAAGCAGACUAAGGAAAAAAGAAAGUAAUUGGGAGAAAAAGAGAAGAGAACUGAUAGAGAGGGCAGGAAUGGAAAAGGAGCAGCAGAGGAGAGAAAUGGAAGCAGAGGACCGAGAGGCGGUGGAGAAUCUC